AUCUGUGUUUUAUUCUUUCAGUGGCGGAGAUGACGUAAAAGGUGUCCACGUGGCACAGCUCACGUGUCAAAGCGGAUCAGUCACGUGGUACAAUCCAACGAGCGCUUUACGACUCGAGGUCAAACCUCAAAAGAUGCGCUCAUUCACUGCGUGCAUGAUCAUCGAUUCCGAUGACGUCAUGUUAAAGAUGUCGCGCGAAAAUGACAUCACAGUGAACACCAGGUCGCCAACGGAGCGGACCAGACACGUAUUAAAUGAUCACAACUUGAAAGAGGUCUACACAGGGACGGGGCGCAGCCAAGAGAUUUGCCUGACUUCAAAAGGGCCUCUGAGUUUAUAUUUAGAAGCGGAAGAAUCCGCUGUGCUAGGCUCUCGAAAGGUGGUAAUUCAGUAUGACAUAUCUGAAUACCGAACCGAUCAACAGGAUACUUCAAUAGAAGAGUGUCGCCCGUGCAGUCCGGAAGAGCUUCUUACUGCCUACUGCUCCAGCGAUUUUGUCGUUGUCGGAAAGAUGAACAAUGUUGAACAUUUUGACCAGAAAACGCGUAUUGGCGUCGCUGUUACCCAGAUCGUGCGUCAGAUUGGUUCCCACUUCACACGCAUGCGCAGAGACACAUUGGAACUCCAGGGAACCGUUACCACGCACCGGAAGUGCGGUGUUGUCAAAGGCGACGGAAUGUUCCUCCUGACCGGAAGAGAAAGACUGGGUGAAUUGCGUUUGGGAUGCGCACCUUACCUCGAUGAAUGGGAGUCUAUCGUCAGCGCCGCGGAACGUGAUGGGAAGUUGCAGUGUAUCCGAGAAUGAACGCAACCGGAACCUCUGCCGUCCAUGACGGCUUCGGUACCGGUAAUCUACCUCAUGUGAAAGUUUCACUGCAACCUUAGCCCAGGUGACCUAAGUCACGUCUCGCUAGCGAUGUUACGUCAUGGCGCUGUGGAACCAAGAGAUGGGUCCGCGGGCACUAACAGGCGGCGCGGUGAUAUACGUCAUAAUGUGAAUAUGACGUCAUGACAAAUGGUGCAAUUUUAAUGAAUUUGUGGACCAGUGAUGUGGACGCAAGCCUUGGAGUUCAGCAGCAUUCAAACCCUUUGGCCCAAGCAACCUUGCUGAAGGAGAUGAGGUCACUAUGGUUACAAUUCGGAUCACAACGGACGAUACUCGGACGUCACCGACAUGCUCGCCAGACAAUCGUAACAACUCGGACAUCUUCGACAGACUCGGUUUAUUUCGUGGAAAUAGCGGAGCGUGAUUCGAUUGGCUCGUUAGAUUGUCGCCGUGUUUCGAGUGUUCCGAAGAAUGACGUUGGAAAUCCAGUGCAGGGCAUACCUAUACCAGAUUGUAUAGAGUUUCCAUGAAGUGAUAAAAUUAACAUACUUAAUCGUACUUCACAGAGACCAUUAACGUUCAAGUGAAAUGCCAUACUCAUAUCCAUAUUUACAAGACUGUUUUUCUUCUGAAAGCAUGUUUAUUUAUAUAUUAAAAAUAAAUUUGAACUUGCAUAA
This is a messenger RNA of Mya arenaria, 1503 nucleotides long. RefSeq names its product meteorin-like protein. The record is from RefSeq and is a predicted model, not a curated record. Gene Ontology annotation, molecular function: metalloendopeptidase inhibitor activity; hormone activity. The transcript has 5 exons. NCBI's taxonomy places the organism in Eukaryota, Metazoa, Mollusca, Bivalvia, Myida, Myidae. The coding region runs from base 134 to 805 and encodes 223 amino acids.